UUAGGAUUCCUUAGGUCAAGGCCCCGACUGCAUACACGUACGUUUUCACAGUUCCCCACGGGUCUCAAGGAUCGGCGUUGGGUCCCCGUGGCGGCGCCUCUGGCGAGGCCCCUUGCGCGCUCCGCGCGCCGGGGUGGGAGGCCCAACGCCGAUUCGAUACAUCUGCGAGGACCUUUGAGAGAUUCAGUGUCUGCAGUUUCGGCUCUUCUCCUGCCCCAAGGCUGCGAGCAUUUUGGGCGCCGUUUUCGUUACCGUUUUCAGGUCUGGGAUUGGCCUGUGUGGCCCGCUUGCGCGUUUUCUUUUUUUCAUUGCGUCUCAACGCGAUUUUCUGAGGCCCACUUUUCGGGAUGCCGUCCUCAGCACUUGUUGAUCGAGUCAAUGUAGACAUGUGAAAAUGUGAAAAACGGAGGGGAGAACAAACAAAACGUCCCAGCGUUUUUUGUCAUUUGAGGCUGGGCGUCGUCGCCACCAGCGACUUCGCCUGCGGUGACCUUGUCGUUGCGGAGCGGCCUGUGAUGGCCUUCAGCUGGGGAGAAGAAGAUAGAGUAGAGGAGAUGUUCGACGGCUUGCCUGAGGAAGACAAGGAGGUCGUGAUGAGUCUCCACGAUCAGUUUGUCGAUGGCUCUGGCCAGGCGGACGGGCAGCGAUCGCUCGAUGGCGUGAUGCGCACGAACGGCUACCGCACAGGCGACGGCUUCGUGCUGCUCACCCUCUUGAGCCGCUUCAACCACUCCUGCUCGCCGAACUGCGAGCACAGCUUCGACGGGGACCUCUCGGAGAUGCACGUUUACGCCAGCACGGACAUCGCCGCGGGCGAGGAGCUGCGCACGUACUGGAUGGAGCUGGCCGCGCCCACCGACGAGAGGCUGGCGCUCCUGCGAGAGGAGCUCGGGUUCACGUGCAGGUGCCCGGCGUGCGUCCGGAGCGGCGCCGCGGCCGCCGCCAGUGACGGGCGCAGGCGCCGCUUGCGCUACCUACAGGAGUGCCUGGAGGACCUUCGGGUCGAGGGCGCCGACGCGGACGUCGAGCGCGGCCUGACAUUGUCCGAGAGGUGCUCGACCUGUGCGACGAGGAGGGCCUCCACCCGAAGACACUUCGGAUGCAGGCGCACUUCGACGCGUACCACCUGCACGCCAUGCUGGGCGACCGCGUCCACGCCCAGGAGGCCUGUCGAGAGGCGUGCCGCUUCAGCGAGAUGUGCCGGGGGCCCCAGCACUCGGACACGCGGAUGUUUCGGGCCUUGUGCUCCGACUGAGCUCCUCGGCCAUGAGCGGGAGGCCGUCAAUCGCGCCAGUCUUGCCUCGGCGGAGAAAAAGGAAGGCGCUGUGUGCGGCAGCACCGUUAUCCG
Molecule: messenger RNA, 1348 nt
Organism: Prorocentrum cordatum
Lineage: Eukaryota; Dinophyceae; Prorocentrales; Prorocentraceae
Source: the annotation of a GenBank genome assembly